Molecule: messenger RNA, 4873 nt
Organism: Lethenteron reissneri (Far Eastern brook lamprey)
Lineage: Eukaryota; Metazoa; Chordata; Hyperoartia; Petromyzontiformes; Petromyzontidae
Gene: MTIF2
Product: mitochondrial translational initiation factor 2
Biological process (GO): translational initiation
Cellular component (GO): cytoplasm
Molecular function (GO): GTPase activity; translation initiation factor activity; GTP binding
Source: RefSeq, a predicted model, not a curated record
CGCAGAGGCUCGCGGGACUUUAAAGAUGGCGGCGCCCAUUGCGGCUCGGUGCUUCGCGAAGUGAAUCUGAGAUUUUUUUAAAUUUCCAAACUUUAAAAAGAUAAACUCUUUAUUCGAGUGAACUCCGCGCCGAGAAUGAACGUACGUGCGAGAUUGAUUAAGUGCGCCUGGAAAACUGGGGUGGUCCAAGCACACAGAGCACCUGCCUGGUGCUGCAGGCACCCAACUAUGCAACCCCAUCCACAGCCUUCCUGCUUCCCAAGUGGCUUUCGACAUAUGGCAACAACUGAGCCAUGGAAAUCAAAUGAAAACAUCAGCAAAAUAAAUGUGGCCAAACAUGAGAAUCGCAAGAAGAAAUCUGAGACUCAAGUUGUGAUGAUUCGACAGAAAAUGAGGGUAUCUGAACUUGCAAAAGCAAUGAACAAGGAUAUUGACCAUGUUUACGAAGCUCUGCUGCAUAGAGAUGACCUGAAUGUUGAACGCAUGAAGCCGAGCACUUUUCUCAAUGAGGCUGUCAUCAAAGAUGUAAUCAAGAAGUCUGGUAUGAAGUACAUGUCAGAGAAGAUAAAGGUUGAGAAGAUAAGAGAAAACAAAGAUGCAGUGAAAAGCCCUCCUGCAGAUGCCUCAGCUCUGGUGCCGCGCCCACCCAUCAUCACUAUCAUGGGCCAUGUGGACCAUGGCAAGACCACGCUGCUCGACAGCUUGCGCCACACGCAAGUGGCAGCUGGGGAAGAGGGCGGCAUCACGCAGCACAUCGGAGCAUUCCACGUGGCACUGCCCUCCGGGGAGUACAUCACUUUCCUGGACACACCUGGCCACGCCGCCUUCUCAAACAUGCGAAUGCGCGGCGCUCUCGUGACGGACAUCGUGGUGCUGGUGGUCGCGGCUGACGACGGCGUCAUGGAACAGACUAUCGAGUCCAUCAAAUAUGCUAAGGCAGCCAAAGUGCCCAUCCUCGUGGCGGUAAACAAGUGCGACAAGCCAGGCGUGGACCCACAGCACGUCAAGCACGAGCUCCUGGCGCACGAGGUGGUGUGCGAGGAGCUCGGUGGCGACGUGCAGGUGGUGCACGUGUCUGCGAUCAAGGGAGAGAACCUGGCGGCGCUGACGGAGGCGAUCAUGGCACAGGCCGAGGUGAUGGAGCUGAAGGCCGAUCCCGCUGGCCUUGUAGAGGGCACCAUCAUCGAGGCGAGCACCAAUAAGGGCAAAGGGCCCGUGGCGACGGUGAUGGUGCAUCGCGGCACGCUGCGGCGAGGCUGCGUGCUCGUGUCGGGCCUCUCCUGGGCGAGGGUGCGCGGGACGUUUGACGAGCGCGGCCGCCCCGUGGCCGCCGCCACCCCCAGCAUCGCCGUGGAGGUCGUGGGCUGGAAGACGCUGCCCUCGGCCGGGGACGAGGUGCUCGAGGUGGAGUCCGAGGCGCGCGCCAAGGAGGUGGUGGAGUGGCGCACGGAGAUGGAGAGGCUGGAGCGGCAGGAGGCCGAGGGCGAGGCGAUCCGCGCCCGGCAGGAAGAUGACCGCGAGGCGUACGUGCGGCUGCGCGAGGACCUCUCGUCGCUGAGCAGGCGCAAGCAGAAGGUGGCCAAGGCGCUGGCGUACAAGCAGGGGGAGCAGCAGGCGGCUGCCGGCAGGGCCCUGGAGGAAGCCGAGCCUCGCCUGUCGCUCGUCGUCAAGGGUGACGUUGAUGGCUCGGUGGAGUCAAUACUCAAUGUUCUGGAUAGCUACGAUUGCAACGACGCGGUCAAGAUGGACGUCUUGCACUUCGGCAUCGGGGACGUGAGCGAAAAAGACGUUCUCUUGGCAGAGACCUUCAGUGGGACGGUGUACGGGUUUGGCGUGAAUGCCAACAAAGUGGUUAUGCAGCUGGCUGAAAAGAAGAACGUACCCGUCAAACUCCACAAAAUAAUUUACAGGCUGGUGGAUGACCUGAAAGCCGAACUGGACAGCAAGCUGCCGCUGAUGACGGAGGAGGUAGUCGUAGGCAGUGCCACUGUCCUGGCCAAGUUCGAUGUCACUGUGGGCAAGAAUGAAGUUCCAGUGGCAGGCUGCCGCAUUAAGAAGGGCCGAUUUGAUCGAAAUUUUAACUUCAAGAUCGUCCGCAACAACUACGAGACUAUUUGGCAAGGGAAGUUGUCAUCACUUAAGCACCACAAGGAUGACGUGCAGGAGGUGAAGACAGGCAUGGAGUGUGGCGUGGUGAUGGAUGAUGAUGAUGCCGACUUUCAAAUCGGGGACAGCAUUAUCUGUUAUGAAGAACAGAAGGUUCCUCAGCAGAUACAAUGGAAACCUCCAGGGUUUUAGAAACGCACCGUCCCCCAGAAUGUAUGAUUAUCGAAAUAUUAAAAAGUGUAUUGCUUACUUGGUAAUGCAGGCAUCAAUGCAAUUCUGUUAGGUGGCCAUGUGUGUUAAAGUUGUACAAAGGGGUUGUUUUUUGCACUUCCAUGCACAUGCUUGCACACUAAUUUGCUUUACCUAACUGAAUUCUCAAAAAGGCAAUCUCCCUCGCAUGCAUAGAAAAUGUUCUGCUCGUAGUCACUGCUAUCCUUUCAUAGCACGAGCAUGUACCAUGCUAUUGCGUAACUGUUACAAUGUUUCACGGGAGUAUCAAGUGCUAUUAGUGGUAAUGCUAUACUUGUAAAAAUUGCAUUUCCUCAAAAAUGAGCAGUGCGAGACUUAAUUUGCAGACCCAGCAUGUUUUCUGCAUCUGUGUGCGAUGGAAGAUGUGUUCCAAAAUUGUAUUGGUGGAGAAAUAAUAGCAUAAGUAUAAAUGUAAAAAAAUAUUAACCGUUACUUAUUUGGUGAUGACAUAGUCAUCAUAGCAACCAAUGGAAAAUGAACUGCAGGAAUGAUGGAAGACGUUAAUAAAGGCUGCAAGUAGGGCUCGAGAUAAAUAUAAGCAACACGAGUCAUCCAAAAAGUUCACCUUAAUUGAAGAUAUUUAUCAGGAGGGACAUAACUGAAAUGUACAUCAGACUACAGGUAUCUUGGGUAGGAUAUUGAAGGUAGUCUCGCAUACAAAUUGUUUAAAUAAAGAAGUUCUUGAAAACAGGUUUGGGUACUUUUGUAAAACUGAACUCUUAAUGAAAAACAUGGCAAGAAAUCUGCAUCAGUUGACAGUAAUUCUGAUUUCCUGGAUUGUUACUCUGACUUGUUGGAUAUUGUCAUUAUGUUUGAUGUCGUUGCAUAUGAAACGUUAUAUCUAAUUGCGAAAUUUGGUUGUGAGGAUUGUUCAAUUUAACGGUGAGCUGACACAAUAAUAACGGGUGCGUUAAAAAGUUGCGCACGUGACAAUUUUGGAUUAUGCCCGGUGGUGAACGGUUGUUUAAUGACAUUGUCAGAUCAGUACGUGGUCUAACCUAACAAUCAAUUAUGAAUCAACUUGGCGAUGUUCCCAAGAAGAACAUGUUUAAUUAGCUUUGGCCUAACGCGUCAUGAACAUUGAUAAUACUGUAUGAAAAAUAUGAACAGUGGACAAAUCAGCAUGGAAAGGUACAUGCUUGGAAUUAUACGGAGAGGAAAAGAACCUGGAUUUAGAGAACAAACGGAGACAUUUAAAUAGGCUUGGGCAGGACACAACUAGAAUGAUGAUCUAGAAUACUGAUGGUGUGGCGGCCAAAUGAAGGAACGGGGCUGAGGUUAUUGACUGCAAAGAUGGAGUCAUGAAAUCAGCUCUUGUAAGCACUAAAUGUAUUGUAUCACAAGGCCAUGAUAGAUGACAACCGGUUGGGUAGUCCUUCAUACAUCAGUGGAUAGCUCAUGACCAAUAACAUUGUGUUGAAGAUGAGAAACGUACAUAUGUUUAACGUUUUUUUUAAACGACAUGUACGAUCAGCCUGUAUCAUAUUAUCUUGUAAAAUUAUGUGUACGUGUUGACAUUGCGACUGUAAAAAUACUGAUUUCAUGUUUGCUGCUGAGGGCAGUAUAUAAAAAGUAAUAUAUUUUCUAGAAAUAUGAAACUGUCAUAUCAGAUAAUUGGCUUUCCUAGUUUUACAUUUUAGAAAUGUGAAAAAAAAAUCCCAUGUAAUUCAAUAUAUGCCAAACACAUACAAGACUUAAAAAUACAUUUUGCUGCCCGUUAAGUGCGCGGUGGUGACGUCACUCGCAUCCCAGAGCCUUUGAGCAGGGUUCGUGUGGUCGUGUUUCCCACGAAAAUCCGUGGGCAGUGCUACUUUACCUGACGGAUAAAUCCACUUUUAUGACAAGUGGUGCAAAAGUUGGUCCCCUGCACUACGAACCCAGUCACCAGAGUUCGAUUCGUGGGAUUGGAGAACACCAGUGGUGAACUCUGACCCUGGUUUUCCUGCCCCUUCAACCAGAGCAGACAUGGACGCGCUUGCAGCCUCUUCUCGGAACAAAAUAUGGUUUUCAUCUUUCUUCACUGGUAAACACCUUUUGUAUAUUGGUGUUUUCCACAAAUAGUUUCCAUCACUUUAUUUCAUUGUGUUGACGGUUCGGAGUCCAGGCCUGGUGGAUUUGUAGUUUAAUUUGGCUAGUCACAUACCCACACUGACUAGCGUGGUGAAGUAUAGUCAACUAUUCCCAUGACCAUCACAAGGCAUUUAUCAAGCAGCAGAUUCAGAACUGAAUUGUUUCAUAAACCAGAUGUGAAUAUCUAUAAAUGUGACGUGAAAAUAGGAUUUCUGCAGUGAAUAUCAAUAUUUAAAAUCUAAAAAAUACUGUUCACUUAUAUAUUUUUAAGCCGAUGUUUUAAAUUGUGCAUAAAAAAGAUUUCUGAAAUUUGAAGAUGGGCCUGUUUUGGUGAAACCUUUCAGACCUCUCAGGAAAAUCAUAAAAUGCAUGGCCAUGUUUGACCAAAACAAAACAAUGAAUAUGAAUGUUCCUUUUUAAAAUAAAAAUACCAGAAGGUAACAUUGCA